AUGGUAGUACCUCCAAAUACACCAGCCCCAGCUUCGAACACCACGCGCAUAGCGACUUUGGAGCUCGCAGGUCGGCCGCCGGCGAAGAUUAGGCCUGGAAAUCCGUUGCCCUGGCCAAUAUUUGUCAGGAUCCAAAAAACUGACCAAUGCAGCACUACUGCAACAUACAAGUCUGCCAAAGCCACCUUCACAUUUUCCAAUAAUAUGGAGGUUAGCAGCCACCAUUCUCCGAGUCCUAAUACCACAGGAGAUCACCAACUCCCAAAGAACAUUGCCAUAUUUCUGGAAUCCCGCUCGGGUGUAGCUGGGCCUGUAACGAUGAAACUGGAAGUCAAGCUUAAGGUUGCUGACAGCGAAGUGACGAUUUCAGAGAUCUAUCUUCGAUUGUUUGAAUACGCCGAGAACGCAAGUCUGAAUAAUCCUUGGCCUCGUUUCGCCGCGGAAGUGUAUUCGAGUUCCACCAUCAGAAUCUCAAUUUACUAG
This is a messenger RNA of Talaromyces atroroseus, 483 nucleotides long. RefSeq lists its product as hypothetical. The record is from RefSeq and is a predicted model, not a curated record. The transcript has 2 exons. NCBI's taxonomy places the organism in Eukaryota, Fungi, Ascomycota, Eurotiomycetes, Eurotiales, Trichocomaceae. The coding region runs from base 1 to 483 and encodes 160 amino acids.